Messenger RNA from Trematosphaeria pertusa, 865 nucleotides. RefSeq names its product short-chain dehydrogenase/reductase-like protein. The record is from RefSeq and is a predicted model, not a curated record. The transcript has 2 exons. NCBI's taxonomy places the organism in Eukaryota, Fungi, Ascomycota, Dothideomycetes, Pleosporales, Trematosphaeriaceae. Bases 1 to 798 code for a protein of 265 amino acids.
AUGCCCCCCUGGUCCCUCGUCUCUCCAGCCUCCCGAGGCAUUGGCUUUGCGCUAGCGAGGAGAGUUUUACAGACAACCAAUGCACCCAUUGUUGCAACAGCACGAAAAGAUCUCGACAAAACGAAGGAUGAACUACUCCAAGGCCUCAAUGUCGACGAGAAGAGGCUUACCAUACUGAGAGCAGAUGUCCUGGACGAGUCGACAAUGGCGGAUGCUGCCGCAGCUUGCAAGGACAAGUUCCCUCCCACCCUCCACCAGCUCCAACUCUCCUUCAUCAUCCCGGGUCUUCUCUUCCCCGAGAAAUCCCCCACCCAGAUCAACGCCGACAACGCGUUGGUCACGUUCCGGACAAAUACCAUAGGCCCAAUGCUAAUGCUCAAGCAUUUCUCCCCUCUCCUGCCCAAGAAGAACUCGUCGACUAGCAAAGACGGUGAAAAAAUGGAAGGCCUACCACCAGUCUCGACAACUGCUAUCAUGUCCGCCCGCGUAGGAAGCAUUUCCGACAAUCGGCUCGGCGGCUGGUACAGCUAUCGUGCCUCGAAAGCCGGUGUCAAUCAAUUGGUGAAGACAUUCGACAAUCACCUGCGGACCGCUUCUGGAGACAACGCCAUGGCGAUUGCACUGCACCCGGGGACUGUCAAGACAGGGCUGAGCAAAGAAUUUUGGGGAAGCGUGAAGAAAGAAAAGCUAUUUGAACGUGAGUGGGUGGCGGAGAGACUGGUCGGCGUGGUUAACAAGGUGGGCGUCAGGGGAAGGGGCAAAUGCUGGGAUUGGGAUGGGAAGGAGGUGCCCCCAUGAUUGCGACAAACUUCACAUGAUGAAAGAUGUAUUUGAUGAAACCAGUCUAUGUAACUCCUAAACGCCG